UUCUGUUCCAGGGAGACUAUCAGCCCAGCACAGGGAGGAGAGGAUUAACACAACUACCCAACUCAUCUGCAUACACUCUCUCCCAGGGUACCUCAGAAGAACAGCACCCUAGGCUGCCUCCUCCUUCGUAUCCUGUCAUCACAAGACCUGGGGCUGCCAGCAGCCAAGCAGUUUUUUGGUUCCAGCGUUUUCUGUUGAGGGACGAUUUGUAAGAGACGACACAGAUUUCUUCUGUCUGGACUUUAUUUCGAUCGAUUUCUCCUUGCUUUUCCGCUUGUUGAUAAAAGAUUGGGCACCAUGAGCAUAGCAUUGCGUAGUUUAGACCAGUUCUAAGUAUCUAGGACUUUCUGAAUCGACUUUGGAAACCUCUAACUUUAAGGACUGUUCUGUAGGGUUAGCCGGUUUGUCAGUUUUGACAGAGAUCAGCGUGACAAUGCCAUCUCGGGAGUCCUACGAGGUUCGUAAGGGAGAGAAGUCCCUGGUGCACAAGGCCAAGCGGGAACCCAACCAGGAGGAGAUUCUGGCUGCUGCUCUGGGAAUGAGGAUGGGACCACAGAAGCCUCCUGCCACGAUCUGGCAGCCUCUCAAACUGUUUGCCUAUUCACAGCUCACCUCACUGGUGCGCAGAGCCACACUGAAGGACAACGAGCGGGCGACCACGUGCCAGAAAGUCCACAACUUCAAGGUCCACACCUUCAGAGGGCCUCAUUGGUGUGAACACUGUGCCAACUUCAUGUGGGGUCUGAUGGCUCAGGGAGUCAAAUGUACAGACUGUGGCAUGAACGUCCACAAGCAGUGUUCUCCAGUGGUCCCCAACGACUGCAAGCCCGACCUGAAACACGUCAGGAAGGUGUACAGCUGUGACCUCACCACGCUGAUCCAAGCUCACAACACCAUGAGGCCCAUGGUGGUGGACAUGUGCAUACGAGAGAUCGAAUCCAGAGGUCUGACUUCUGAGGGGUUGUACAGAAUAUCUGGAUUCAGUGAUUCCGUUGAGGAGGUCAAGCUGGCAUUUGACAAAGAGGGUGAGAAGACCGACAUCUCGGUGAACGCUUAUGAAGAUAUCAACAUUAUCACGGGUGCUCUGAAACUCUACCUCCGGGAUUUGCCCAUUCCUGUCCUCACGUAUGACGCCUACCCCAGAUUCAUCGAAGCUGCAAAGCUUGAAGACCCAGAUAAAAGACUUGAGGCGUUCCGCGAGGCGCUGUCUCUGUUGCCAACAUCCCACACUGAAACACUGAGGUACCUCAUGGCACACUUAAAGAGGGUGACACAGAACGAGAAGGACAACCUUAUGAAUGCGGAGAACCUGGGUAUUGUGUUUGGACCCACCCUCAUGCGUGACCCCAGCCUGGACGCCAUGACAGCUCUCAAUGACAUCCGCUACCAAAGGCAGGUGGUGGAGUUUCUCAUCAAGAAUGAAGAUAUCCUUUUCUGAAGACACAGAUCAGAAAGGAAUUCUCUUUCUUAGAAUUUUUUUGUGAAACAGCUUGAUGCUGUCCGACCAGUUUUUGUGCAAAGACUUAUGAUGGAACCAAUAUGACGGAACCUUUCUUUUGCAUUUGUACUACGUUUGAAGGAAUCUUUGUAUCACGUUUGUGAUGCAUCCUUUUUUUCCACUUCCUAUGGACCCAAUGAUAAAUCCUCAAUGUUUUCCUUCCAGGUGACGUGGUUGGAUAAUGUACCUUAAACUUGCAUGUCUGUCUCCCCAUUUUUGUCGGGGGUUGUUGAAACAUGGAUGGACCAGGAGUGGUGCAGUGUCUUCUUUCCCUGUUGCUUUGUAGAGAUAUCCCAGCAUGUGCGUCAGCAUUGUGACUUUGCUUUGUUAUUUCUGUAGGUUUACAGCCCAGUAACUCCUGACUGGGAGGGCGAUUUUCGUAAAACAUUGUGUACCUGGAUGUGAAAUAAGCUACCGUAUUUUCUUUCCAUCUUACACUUUGUAAUGAUGUUGACUGAUUCUGUCUUUUUGCCUUUCAUUUGAGUUUUGUGUAGCCUACAGUCUUUACCUUUUACUCUUAGAGCCAGAAAAACAAGCCGUUUGUGCAUCUUUAAUGUUCAGUUGCCUGUCCUUAAAAUGUUCUUUGCAUUCCGACUGCACGAUUGUGCAGUUAACAUUUUUAUUGUAAUAUUUUUGUAUAUACUGUGCGCAUG
This is a messenger RNA of Hypomesus transpacificus, 2151 nucleotides long. It is a transcript of the gene chn1, whose product is annotated as chimerin 1. Lineage: Eukaryota; Metazoa; Chordata; Actinopteri; Osmeriformes; Osmeridae. Gene Ontology annotation, molecular function: GTPase activator activity. Bases 434 to 1438 code for a protein of 334 amino acids. Gene Ontology annotation, biological process: signal transduction; positive regulation of GTPase activity. The transcript has 7 exons. The record is from RefSeq and is a predicted model, not a curated record.